Messenger RNA from Puccinia triticina, 417 nucleotides. RefSeq lists its product as uncharacterized. The transcript has 2 exons. NCBI's taxonomy places the organism in Eukaryota, Fungi, Basidiomycota, Pucciniomycetes, Pucciniales, Pucciniaceae. The coding region runs from base 1 to 417 and encodes 138 amino acids. The record is from RefSeq and is a predicted model, not a curated record.
AUGAGCUCCAAACCCAAGAAGUUUAGUUUUAAGAAAACCCUGCGACCUCAGGCCCCACCAAUUGCCCCUUCGAUCCCUUCAGAAGCCAAAUCAACAGUACCAGCCGAACCACCUUCAGAAAAUCCAUUUGGUCUGAAGCCUCAUUCCAAAAACCUCUUCAUUCAACCACCCUCUUCACUCUCACCUCUCCACAUCCUGGCCCUCUCCGAUCUCUCAAAUGUUGUACUUGAUCUGCGCGCUCUCACCCCCCAUCUCUCAACCCUUCAACUUGCUCGGAUCCACCAUGCUGCUAUCCUUGCGCCCCCGCUUUCAGGAAGUGUAUCCUUGACCCAAGUGUCUCACAGUAUCCUCCUCCUGGUCUCUCAACAAUACCACUCAACUAAUGCCUGUCCUGAAAUUGCGCUUUGUAUUGAGUAA